AUGCAGCAGGAAGGUGAGGCACAUCGAUCGGAGGCGUGGUCCCCAACCGUCUCACACCCACCAUCUCCCGACGCAGCGCCGCCUCCUCCACCAACUACGACGGUCGAUUUCACCGGCCCCGACGACAAACGCAACCCGCAGAACUGGUCCCUCGCCUUCAAAUGCCUCGUCAUCUCCAUGAUGAGCUACAGCACCACCGCGGUGGUCCUCUACUCCUCGAGUUACACCUCCGCCAUCCCCGGCAUGCAAGAGGAGUGGGGCAUCUCGAAGCAGACCGGCAUCCUCGGCGUCACCACCUAUCUGUGCGGCCUGGCCGCCGGCGCGGUGGUCCUCGCGCCCCUGUCGGAGAUGUACGGCCGACGGCUCAUCUACAUCGUUGCGACGUCCCUGUUCUUGGUCUUCGUCGUGGGCUGCGCCGUGGCGCCGAACAUCACGACCAUCCUGGUGAUCCGCUUCUUCGGCGCUUUCUGUGCGAGUGCGUUGGUCAGCAAUGCGCCCGGUUCCGUGAAUGAUAUCGUCGACGAGGAUUACCGUGCUCUGGCGUUCAGCGUUUGGAGCGUAGGGCCCAUCAACGGCCCGGUGCUCGGACCGGUGAUCGGUGGGUUUGCUGCGCUGUUGGGUUGGAGAUGGACGAAUUGGGUCGUCCUCAUCGGCUCCGCUGUGGGUCUCGUCAUGCAGAUCAUCGUUCCGGAGACGUACGCACCUGUCAUAUUGCGGCGCCUGACCGCGAAGAAGCGCCGUGAAUCCAACGAUGACAGAUAUUGGUGUCGGUUCGACGACAAGGAGGAAUUCCUCCCUGCGCUCAAGGUCAACCUCUCUCGUCCUUUCGUUCUGACCGUCACGGAACCGAUUUGUAUCUUCUGGGACUUGUACAUCGCGCUGGUCUAUGGCAUCCUCUAUCUAUGCUUCGUCGCGUAUCCCAUCGUCUUCACCGAGAUCCGCGGCUGGUCCUCGAGCAACACGGGCCUCGCGUUCCUCGGCAUCGGCGUCGGCUGCCUCACCACCAUCUCCCUCGAGCCGGUCUGCCGCAGGAUCAUCAACUCGCACCCGCUCGACCCGGAGACGGGCAAACCCUACCCCGAAGCCAUGGUCAGCAUCGUCUGCGUCGCGGCCAUCCUCAUCCCCACGGGCGAGAUCAUCUUCGCCUGGACCUGCACGCCCAACGUGCACUGGAUCUUCCCUAUCCUGGCCGGCAUCCCCUUCGGCAUGGGCAAUGCCGGCGUCUUCAUCUACGCGACGAACUACCUCGUGCAGUCCUACAACAUCUACGCCGCGUCCGCGCUGGCCGGCAACGCCGUGGCCCGCUCCGUCAUGGGCGCCGUGCUGCCGCUCGCCGGGCCCGCCCUCUACGCCGCCCUCGGCGCCAACUGGGCCGGCACGCUCCUCGGCCUCCUCGAGGCCGUCUGCAUCCCCAUCCCCUUCGUCUUCUACCGCUACGGCCGCCGCAUCCGCGAGAAGUCCUCCCUCAUCCGCGCCAUGCAGCUCGAGCGCCGCCGCGAGGACCGCAAGGAGCGGAGGAAACUCGACCGCGCGGCCCUCGCGGCCGCCGAGGCGGAGAGGCUGAAGGGAGAGGGGGUCGAGGUGCAGGUCUCGAGGCCGCGCGACGGGAGGGAUCUGGAGAAAGGUGGGCUGUAA
This is a messenger RNA of Dissoconium aciculare CBS 342.82, 1635 nucleotides long. RefSeq names its product MFS general substrate transporter. The transcript is spliced from 7 exons. The record is from RefSeq and is a predicted model, not a curated record. Gene Ontology annotation, cellular component: membrane. Bases 1 to 1635 code for a protein of 544 amino acids. Gene Ontology annotation, biological process: transmembrane transport. Lineage: Eukaryota; Fungi; Ascomycota; Dothideomycetes; Mycosphaerellales; Dissoconiaceae. Gene Ontology annotation, molecular function: transmembrane transporter activity.